AUGACAGGCUUCCUAUCAGACCUGGUACAGUACCGUGGGCUCUUUCAAAUGAUCCCUGUCCUAGGGAUCAGUGGAACAUUCCAAAUUGGCUUUCAGAUUUCAUCCAUGACCUACAUGUCUCAGCAUGUUAAGGCUUUCAUUAAUGAAACUUGGCUGGAGCGAUACGGCUACCCCAUCCACCAGGAUAACCUCUUGUUCCUAUGGUCUAUCACUGUUUCCAUCUUUGGUAUAGGAGGUCUCUUGGGUUCUUCAGGAAGUAGAUACCUGACUGUCAAGUAUGGCAAAAAGAGAUGUCUCUUGUGCAACAAUCUGGUCAUGCUAGUGGCAGCAUCUAUCAUGGCCUGCAGUAAAAUAGCCCAGUCUUUUGAGAUGAUUAUAAUUGGACGCUUCAUGUGUGGAAUAAGUGCAGGUCUUUGUAUUCCUCUACAAUAUCAAUACAUUGGGGAAAUUUCCCCUAAGAAGCUACGUGGAUUUACAUACUCUACUUCCUCCUUCUUUUGGUCACUGGGAAAAGCCAUAGGACAAGUUUCAGGACAAAGGGAGCUGCUGGGAAGCCAGUCCAGGUGGCCCAUGCUGAUGGCCUCCUAUGGACUUCCAGCACUGAUCCAGCUGGUCACUCUGCCCUUCUUCCCUGAGUCCCCACCAUACCUACUCAUGCAUAAAGGAGACCAGGAAGGCUGCAAAAAAGCCAUAAGGCAGCUUUGGGGUGAAGGCCAGCACCAAGCAGACAUUGAGGACAUCAUGAAAGAGAAGGCAACAAUGAAAAACACCAAGAUCUUGAGUGUCCUGGAUCUAAUGAAGGAUCCAGCUUUCCGUUGGCAGCUGUACACGAUGGUUAUUCUGACCGCCACAGUUCAGCUAUGUGGCAUCAAUGCAAUUUAUUUUUAUACUUUUGAAGUCCUCCAGGCAGCUGGCUUUGAUGAAAGAAUGAUCUCCUAUCUGACCCUUGCUGUUGGACUCUCUGAACUUGUAGCUGCUGUAGUCUGUAGCUCCAUCAUUGAGCGACUGGGCAGGAAACUGCUCCUAAGAGAAGGCUAUUGUAUGAUGGGUUCAAUGCUAGCUGCUAUCACUGUGACUCUCUCCCUACAGGACUGGUAUUUCUGGAUGCCAUAUUGUAGCCUUUGUCUGAUCAUCUUGUUUGCAGUUGUCUUUGGAGUUGGGCCAGCUGGUGCAACCAUUUCCGUUAGGGCUGAAAUUUUCAAGGUCUCAUGUAGACCACCUGCCUUUGUGAUCAGUGCAGUUAUCAACUGGCUGGGUAUCUUUGUGAUCGGAACAACCUUCCCGUUCAUUGUGGAGAAACUCAAGCACUUCUGCUUCCUCAUCUUUAUGGGGGUACUUUUCACUUCAGGGAUAUUUAUCCAUCUGUUCCUUCCAGAAACAAAAGGGAAAUCAAUCAUGGAAAUCACAGAAGAAUUUGAUAAGCUAAACUUUAAAAAUAAGCAUAUUCAAGCAACUCCAAAUCAUGUUACAGAGGAUUACACCUGCACUAGGCUUUGAUCGGCCAUUAAAGUCAGGCUUUUUUAAAAGAAAGGAAAAAAAGACAUCAGUCAUUUUCUGACUAACAAGUCAGUCCAAAUAGACAGUCAGCUUCCAUAUCUGUUACUUAACAAGGUUCCCAUUUUGCCAAACCAGCACCUUUCUCAAGCACUCCACUCUG
Molecule: messenger RNA, 1657 nt
Organism: Mesitornis unicolor (brown roatelo)
Lineage: Eukaryota; Metazoa; Chordata; Aves; Mesitornithiformes; Mesitornithidae
Product: solute carrier family 2, facilitated glucose transporter member 11-like
Exons: 12
Coding region: 1-1497 (498 amino acids)
Biological process (GO): monosaccharide transmembrane transport
Cellular component (GO): membrane
Molecular function (GO): hexose transmembrane transporter activity
Source: RefSeq, a predicted model, not a curated record